Messenger RNA from Dracunculus medinensis (Guinea worm), 591 nucleotides. NCBI's taxonomy places the organism in Eukaryota, Metazoa, Nematoda, Chromadorea, Rhabditida, Dracunculidae. The record is from the annotation of a GenBank genome assembly.
AUGGGAAUACAGGAAGGACCUAAUGUCAACGCCGAUGACGAGGCAUUGAAACCGUUUAGGAGAUCCAUAACAAAACAAUCGAUAUCGAGUGAAAUGGCUAUGGAAAGAAUCAACAGAAAAAUUAAGCAACAAUUUUGGAUUAUGCUUGGGACGCCUAAAAAAUCUGAGGAUAUGGACUUCAAUGUUGAAAAGGUGGAGAUUAUGCACUAUUUACCGCAUCAUGGCGUAUUAACUCCAGAUAAAAGCACUACGAAUCUAAGAAUCGUUUAUGAUGCUUCGGCAUACCUUCAAGGAAAGAAGAGUUUGAACGAAGUGCUAUAUCGAGGCCCAAAUGAUGAAUUUAAUGAACGAAUAGCUGAAUAUGAUCAACCAAAGACGAUCAAGAAUAAUUUCCUUGGCAUUAAUUGGAUUGGAUUUCAAAUUAAUUCUUCAACAUUUAUGGAACCAGAACAGGACACCCAAGAAUCAGCUUCAUUCUUAAUAUAUACCAAAUCUCGUAUUGCUCCAAUUAAAGGAAUAUUCACACCAAGACUUAAAUUCGUUUUUGCUGUUCUCGUGAGCGGUGGUGUCGGUUAUUCUCUUUGUCAAUAA